This is a messenger RNA of Phycodurus eques (leafy seadragon), 4003 nucleotides long. It is a transcript of the gene slc25a14, whose product is annotated as solute carrier family 25 member 14. Lineage: Eukaryota; Metazoa; Chordata; Actinopteri; Syngnathiformes; Syngnathidae. Gene Ontology annotation, biological process: mitochondrial transport. The record is from RefSeq and is a predicted model, not a curated record. The transcript is spliced from 9 exons. Bases 261 to 1121 code for a protein of 286 amino acids. Gene Ontology annotation, cellular component: mitochondrial membrane.
CCAGGCCGUGUCAUUGACAUUAUCUUAAAUGGAGACUAGCCCAGCGCGACGGCCAACAAGUUGUUCCUUUUCAGCUCCGUCGGAGUGAACGCUACAUGUGUCUUGAAUAAUGGAAAGUCAAGUGUAGUAGUAGUUUUUUUUAAAUUAGUUUUAUCGACGCGCUCCAGCGCUGCUGCGUGGACCUGUGCCUGGGCGGCUUGCUGUUGUUCUUGGCCGGGCUGCAGCAGGCGGAGGCAGCUGCCGGAGCCACCGCGGCGGAGAUGGCCAACCUGAACUGGAAGCCGUUCAUCUACGGCGGGAUGGCCUCGAUUGUCGCAGAAUUCGGCACAUUCCCCAUCGAUCUGACAAAGACACGGCUCCAGGUGCAGGGUCAGUCCCAGUACACAGAGGUGCGCUACAGAGGCAUGUUCCAUGCCCUGUUCAGGAUCGGCAAGGAAGAGGGCAUCCGGGCGCUCUACUCGGGGAUCUCACCUGCGCUCUUGAGACAAGCGUCUUAUGGGACCAUCAAGAUCGGAACCUAUAACUCCCUGAAGAGGCUUUUUGUCACUCACCCAGAAGAGGAGACCAUGGUCAUCAACGUCUUCUGCGGCGUCGUCUCCGGCGUUCUGUCGUCCUCCCUGGCCAAUCCCACGGACGUCCUCAAGAUCCGAAUGCAGGCGCAGGGCAGUCUGCUCCAAGGCAGCAUGAUGUCCAACUUCAUCAACAUCUACCAGACAGAGGGCACCAAAGGCCUGUGGAGAGGUGUCAUUCCCACGGCGCAGCGAGCCGCCAUCGUCGUCGGAGUUGAACUUCCCGUGUACGACAUCACAAAGAAGCACCUCCUUCGAUCCGGCGUCAUGGGCGACACCAUCUUGACCCAUUUCAUUUCAAGUUUCACGUGCGGCCUGGCGGGGGCACUGGCCUCCAACCCCGUGGACGUGGUGCGCACGCGCAUGAUGAACCAGCGCGUGCUGUCGGGGGCACCCAUGUACAAAGGCACACUGGACGGCGUGAUGCAGACGUGGAGAAACGAGGGCUUCUUUGCGCUCUAUAAAGGAUUCUGGCCCAACUGGCUGCGGCUGGGGCCUUGGAACAUUAUUUUCUUCAUCACCUUUGAGCAGCUGAAGAAGCUCCCGUUGUAAGCGAGAGACGCAAGUCGGGACGGUACGAAUCUGUCGGACUGUGUCGGCCGUGCCAGUGAAUUGGGGAGACACAAGCAGCAGCAGCAGCAGCACUACUGGGAGAGUUGUGGCACCAGUAUAUUUUCACACUCCUUUACCAGCAACUCCACCACAGCAUCAGCCAACCGCCCCACAUAUUCACUCAUCCAACACCUCAUGUCCUUUUUCUUUGGUUUUGCUAUUUAUUUAUGGGUGACUGAUUCUGUUUUCACCACAGUCGUGAGCACUGAGACCAGGCAGCUACUUUUAGCAGAUGUUUAGCAGAAGAGAGAGAGAGGGAGUUAGAACCUGGUUACCGCUGCGGACCAGGUGAGUUUCAACCUCAGCUUUUUUGAUGCAAGGAAGCAACAACAAGCUCAUUCAACUCAUGUAACUAAGUCUGACGAUAUAGUUACAUGAAUUUGCGAGGCUUGAUUUCCCUCCCUUCUGGAGGGAAAUUGUCCUUCUGUUACAAUGACUUGAUAGUAAAGUGCCAUACUUUUAUUUGUUUAUUGGCCGGAGAGUCUCGAGGCGGAAAAAGCCUGACAUGAGCGUCAAUCUGAGCCAAAGCCUUUGCUGUGAUGCUGUUGGAAACAGCAGUUAAAUGUACUGUGUGCUUUAAAGGCUUGUGCGGCUCAUGGCUGGAAAGGGGGGCCGAACGUGCCAAAGUUUGUUUUACUUGAACGUAUUACCCAUCUACAUCACUCCCAAAAAGUCUUUGACUCUUCCAGUCUUUCUGUAUCGCUGUUGCAACUUGCUGAUGAUGCUAUAAGCCCCUGUCAUCUGGAUUUUGGCCUGUUUUACUGCCACUUCUCUUCUCCCCCACCUCCCUCCUGCUCGAAAGGACCCUUUUAGUCUGUGUCGCAACCUGCUGAUGACACUAUAAGCUCAGAGAUGCAGAAAGACUGGAAGAGCCACAGAAAGGCAUAGAAGUGGUCCUCCUUGGCUUGCUUAAUUCAUUUGGCCAAACCCAUGGCAAAUGACGUCUUGAUGAAUUGUCCUGCAUUGUUGAUGGAUGCAGUUUAUCAGGGAAAUUCGUUUUGCUCAAACAGACCAAAUUUAUUGUAAUUUUACAGAUUUGGUUCAUGACAAUGCAUCGUAAAACAUCAAAAACUGAAGUGUAGUCAGAGUAAAGUUUUUACUGAUUUUACAGUAUGUUGGUGUAGAUUCACAACUUUGUUGUUGUCAUACUGUGAAAAUGAGUCUUUGGAUUGUGGUACUAAGCUGCUAGCUAACCACGAUGGUCGCUGUCCAAUGAAAAGCAUGUACCACUUUCUUUUAAACCAAAACCACAAGUCGUUUUUUUUCUGCUACAAAACAAACAAAAAAGGCAAACAUUUUUUAAUUAUCGUGGAACCUUGAACAAGGUUGCCGCAUCUGAAAAAAAAUGGAAAUGGAAAUAAUUUGUUUUAUUGUCGCCACAUCACAAAACAUUCUGAAUAAGUGUAAAAAGUAGUUAACCUCUGUAUUAUAACGGUAAAAACACUCUCUUAAGGGUGUAGUAAAUUUAGCGUCUCAUUUUUAACAUCCAUGUUACACAAGGAUUAAAACAAGCCUCUUUACCCUCCUGUUAGGUUAUGGGUCAAACUGAACCGUUUUAAAGUUUAAACCAAAAGUAUUUUAAGAGUAAGAAGUAAGUUAUGGGAAGAGGUUACCCCUCUUACCCUAAUGCUAAUCUCUUCUCAGAAAUGGCAAUAAUGUUAUGUUGUGGGUCAAAUUGACCUGUUCUAAACGUUAAAUUAAAUAGUCAAAAGUAACUUCUUGGGAUGAAUGAUUCUGCUUGAGUUAAGUGCAUAGAAACAUUGUAGUUUCUGACACCCCGGGUCAAAUUGACCCAGAAACAUUGUUUGAGGUUGAUUUCUCAGAAACAGCAAUAAUGUUAUGAGAUUUAAAAAAAAAAAAAAAAAAAAAAAAAAAGUUAAAGUAUUUUUUUGGGGGUAUGAAACGUUUCUACUCAACUUAAUGUCCAACAUUUUAGGUCAAAUUGAAAAGAAGUUGCUGCUCAUUUCCUUAAAAAUAUUUACCCGUAGUCCAUUAUGAGGCUCAUUUUUUAUUGUUUAAUGGCUAUGUUGUCAUUUGGAGGUUUGGCUUAACAUGCUUUUCAUUGGACAGUUGCUGUGGGACUUGAACUCAACACAACACAAUACAAUACAAACUGUCUGUUAGGACCCAUCUGUUACUAAAACACAAAGAAAAUCCUCACUUUUGAUUUGAAUAAUUAGAAUUUUUUUGUUACCAAACCUCGUGCAGCUAGUGUGCAUGUUUGUCACAGCUUGCGGCUUCUUAUUUAACGGUUAUUGUUUGGCGCUUCUUUAUUUUCACGAGUGGGCUGCUUCUUGGUUUUUUAAUCACAUUUUGUUGUCGAACACAGUUUGAUUGACAUUGCUUUCAUUCCCGCUCGGCUUUAUACAGUGUUUCGAUAUAUUUAACGCUCACACGUUUUGUGAGCAGUUUCACGACCAAAUGUGUCACUUCAUCCAUCGCCAGUCGUUCAUUCCCUAAACGUUACAUCUUACAAAUAAAAGAAAAUGUUUCACUUAUUGGACUUAUUUUAAAGUGCUCUUCCCCCCCCCCCCCCCCACCCCACCCCACCCCACCCCCAAUUGUAGCUAUUGAAAGCGCCUCUUGCUGUACUGAAUAAAAGAACUAUACUAUAUAGGUCAUUAAAAUGUUUUUUUUAUAAAGGCCACAUUAAAAUGUAUGAAAAAAUGCAACACAUUGCACUUUCUGCUCAGCUGAUUGUUGGUGGUUUUUACUUUGUGCUUGUUUAAAUGGGGGUUUAGUUUUCAACUGUUAUGAGUCAAAGAUUGACUGAAAUUCAUGUACACUCCAAAUAAAAAAAAUAAAUAAAAUGAAUGCAGAAA